UUCUAUGAAGAGCCCUUUGGAUAUCAUGACAGGUAUUAUUCAAAAAUUAAGAAGAAAGCGAAAGCUCUCUUCGGAGCUGCAUUCGCGCUGGGGAGAUGUGGCUAUCACGUAUCCCAAUGCCGGCUCCUGGAGUCAAUAUGAACAGUCACCUGUUGGAACACCCAAUUCGGUACCCGUUAAAAUGUUAGACCACUGUCGACGACAUGGUUCCCUUGAUUCGCUCGAUCGCCAUGGCCACACAUCUACUCUACCUUCGGGAAACUUCAAAGAGCGGACAUCGUCCACUGAUUCGGCCAUGACUAUGCCGACGGGACACUACGACUCAAAGCUACGAGGGCGAUCGAAGAAAAAGGCGCCCCCUCCAAGUCCUAUAUUAGGACCUAACGCCCAUCCUACAAUGAGGGAUGGGUUUGACGAAUCUUCGACCGAUGAGGAAGAGGAUUCCAUAUCCGGCCUUCAUAGUCCGAAGGGGCAAUAUCCACGAGACAGGUCUCGCACGAAAUCCCACGAGGAGAGCGGUGCCUAUUCGCGCGCGUCCAAAUCACCGCCGCUGUCGGUCACAUCACGAAUGCGCCAUUUCAGUUUGCAGAGUGCUACAACCGACCCGACAGCAUCUAUACCAGCUACAUCCAGUUCGAGACAUACUAGUUAUACGUCGUCUACCCCUUCAGUGCCGUCGGAAGAUCCUCGACUGGGACACCGGCCGAGUCCUCGCGAUACCAAGCUUAUGCAUCGGCCGAAGCCUGCACCGGUUGCAGAACAGGAGUUAGUUCCGUCGUACGAUGAUCUUUACGGAUAGUUGAUGUUCACUAUAUUGGAUUCGAGAUAAUGCUUUGAGCUUCCUGUGCAAGAACCCUAAUACGUUAAGGUACCAUGAGUCAUGAAAACCACUGAUCUACCGAUUGGGAUCUUUCUUUGCUUAUUUCUUUCAUUCUUCGCCUCUCUCUUCCAUUUCUUUUUCGGUGCCACCGGCGAGAAAGAACAAACUUGCAUUGUGGCGUUACUAUCUUAU
This is a messenger RNA of Aspergillus pseudonomiae, 1012 nucleotides long. RefSeq lists its product as uncharacterized. The transcript has a single exon. NCBI's taxonomy places the organism in Eukaryota, Fungi, Ascomycota, Eurotiomycetes, Eurotiales, Aspergillaceae. The record is from RefSeq and is a predicted model, not a curated record. The coding region runs from base 5 to 799 and encodes 264 amino acids.